This is a messenger RNA of Chaetomium fimeti, 863 nucleotides long. RefSeq lists its product as uncharacterized. Bases 258 to 722 code for a protein of 154 amino acids. Lineage: Eukaryota; Fungi; Ascomycota; Sordariomycetes; Sordariales; Chaetomiaceae. The record is from RefSeq and is a predicted model, not a curated record. The transcript has a single exon.
GUGGGGCUGGCGGGCGUGUGGUGUUGGGGAGUGGGGGGUUCAAGGGUGGUUCGGGACGGUUUGGGGGGUUUAAGGGUAGAGGUGGUGGUCAGAAUGGUCGUCGGGGUGGCCGCUUUCAGCGUGGUCGGGGGAGGGGAGGGGGGGACGGGAAGCCGCGUGAGGCGAGGGGGGGGAAGUUGGUUUGGGAGCCCGAGGAGCAGGCCGUGAUCGACCGGCUGGAGAAGGGCGAGGUGGUGCCGUUUGAUCCGAAGCUGACGAUGGACUCGCUGACCGGGUACGGCGCGGCGAUGGCGACGGACGCGUCCAUUGGUCAGGUCGAGACGGUGCUGCGGACGAUGCGGCUCAUGACGGGCGGCAUGGCGUUCAACUCGGACUCGGGCGUCACGGCUGAUGUUAAGCAAGUCAUGAAGCGGUACCGGGCCAAGAAGCCCAUCUUCGUGCACAGCAAGGAGGAGAAGGCGUGGAUCGAGAGCGCCCAGCCCCGUCUCAAGCUGGUCGGGCCCGACGCCGGCACCAAGAAGGCGAUUAUCGAGCCUGCGGUUCUGGGCAAGUACCAGUCGGCCGGCUUUGCCGAAACCAGCGACGUCGCGGGUACCAUGGCCAACUACCACUCGCGGACUUUCACCUACAUGGCGGCAGACUCGCAGAAGUUCAUGGACAAGGUUUUGUCGUUGCUGCCGGCGGAACGGGGUGGUAAGCCCGCCUCUCAGGCCAAGCCUUGACGGAGGAAAGGGGAAAGAAAAAAGGACUCAGCUCAUGGGCCAGGGCUCUUUGUCCCAAUAUGUAACAAUACCGUCUCGCCCCAUGUUUUGUUGGUCUAUUUGUACAGAGGUCUAUCCACGUAGCAUAGAAACACACAUGUU